This is a messenger RNA of Syngnathus typhle (broad-nosed pipefish), 8550 nucleotides long. Its product is annotated as spectrin alpha chain, non-erythrocytic 1-like. Gene Ontology annotation, cellular component: cell junction; cortical actin cytoskeleton; plasma membrane. The transcript is spliced from 11 exons. Bases 357 to 1346 code for a protein of 329 amino acids. Gene Ontology annotation, molecular function: actin filament binding; DNA binding. The record is from RefSeq and is a predicted model, not a curated record. Lineage: Eukaryota; Metazoa; Chordata; Actinopteri; Syngnathiformes; Syngnathidae. Gene Ontology annotation, biological process: actin cytoskeleton organization.
UCCCGGAUCUUUGUCGCGGCAAUCCACCUCGCCGGAGAAGAGUAGCCUGUGAUCCGAGAGACGCGUUUGCACCACCGUGCAGAAGGCUUCGUUGGUGUUGACCCUGCCGCUCGAAUCGGGGUAGCCGUCCAUCUUAUCUUAUGCAAUACUGCCACAAGGUGGCGCUCGUUGAAGAAACCUCCAGGUUCCUCUGGCCAUUUUCCUGGGCAGCACAGGCAGGCCAGCAUCAGGAAGACCACAGCAAAGAGGCCCGCGAAGGAGACCGCCACCACAGCUAGGGACGAAGGCCACGACAGCUCACUCAGCGGAGCUCCAUCUGUACAUAAGCAACCAGGAGCAACAUUUCAGCCAAAGCGAUGGACAGCACCAGGAGAUAUUUGCCUCUAAGAAAAGUCCCUUGGCCCUGGAGGAGGUCGGACGAGUCCAGCCCGCUCAUACCAAAGGGGAACGCAGGAUCCCAAGGAACCAGUGAGCUCCACCCAGAGGGCAUGAGCGGUGAACACGAGGCCAACUUGAAAGAGAUCUGGCCUUGCCGCGGCUUUGCUAUUAUCGACUACUUCCUCAAGUACCUCCUGGUUCUGAGCAACCUAACGUUCUCCGUCCUGGGCCUGCUUAUUCUUGCCUUGGGCCUGUGGGGCCUCAUCAGCAAAGAGUCCUUCGCCCAGGAGAAAAUCGGAAGUGUGGGUACUGACCCGAUGCUGCCGCUGGUGACGCUGGGCUUCCUGCUGGCGUUGCUCUGCCUAACGGGCUGCAUGGGUGCCUUGCGAGAAAACUCCUUCCUGCUAAAGCUGUUCUCCGGGCUUGUGCUGGCCGUCAUCACAGCGCAGGUUUUGGCCGUCAUCGUGGUGUACAGUGCGCAACGAGAGAUCACCAACGUCCUGCGGUCGGCCGCGCUGGCUGCCAUUGCUCGCUACCAGGACGACCCAGAUCUGAGGUUCAUCGUCGACGAGAUCCAGUCCAAUCUGCAGUGCUGUGGGGUGGAUACUUAUCGUGACUGGGAGGUUAACAUAUACUACAACUGCUCUGCUCCAGGAGUUCUGGCCUGUGGCGUUCCAGCAACGUGCUGUGUUGACCCGCUUGAAAACGGCACCGUGUGGAACUCUCAGUGCGGCCUGGACACCCAAGCACUGGACGAGUUCAGCGCUCAGAGCCUGAUCUUCCUGGGAGGGUGCCUGGGGAACAUCUUGUGGUGGUUGGAGCAGCACCGGGGCUUGAUCUGGACCGUGGUGCUGGUCCUGCUGGGAGUGCAGAUGUUGACUCUGUUCGCCACUGCACGACUUCAACAGAAGAUCCACCAGCAUAAAGUCUAUGCCAAGCCACGUGAAUUAGAAUUACUAAUGUGCUAAUAUUUCCAGGGGGAAAUUCUGCAAAAAAAAAAAUUUGCCUUGCAUUGUGUGCUCGCGUUUGAGUCUCUGAAGUGCCUGCUGCUCUCAUCCAUCAAGUGUGAAAUGACACAAGGGAGUCAUUUUUGGGUGACCUGCUGAUUGUAUUUUUGAAAAUAUGUCUGUAAACAAACUUUUCAGAUUGCAACCACCUUGUAGCUCCGCCCAUCAUUUGGAAGCUGACCAGGCAAAGAGCCACCGUUUUGUCCCGAGCGGGACAUUUAGUUAGCAUUUGGUGACAUGCAACAUGGUAGUACAGUGGAUUCGUAGUGAGCAUGUCUGCCUCGACUUCUGAAGUUUUUAGCGCGAAUGUCCCUGUAAUUUUUGUAUUAUGUUAUGGGUUCCAUAUGUUUCACAAAGUCAAAUAGUACUGUGACCAAGAAAAGCCGGUGCAUAUCAGACUGGAUCACAGUACAGUAAUCCCUCGUUUAUCGCCGAUAAUUGGUUCCAAAAACCACCCGCGAUAAGUGAAAUCCGCGACGUACGGUCACCCUCUCAUCUGUACUUUUUUACUUGUCCAUUUUUGUGUCAAAUGUAUAUGGAACCAUUUAAGUGCAUAUUUUAUUAUUAGAACAUUAAAUAAUUGUUUCAAACAUUUAUAGUAUAAAUAACAUACAGAAAAUUUUGUAUAAAUAUUGAAAACAUAAAUAUUAUACGUGUGUGCGUGUAACAUGUUAACAAGAAGUACUGGGCACAGUGGGCAGGCUAACGAGUUAGCGGAAAUAUGCUAAUUCGCGAUCGUGCUUACACACGAAAACGGACCUCUAAAGGAAUUUAAACGAACAUUUGGAGCAAUACUACUUUGUCCUAAAGCAGUGCUUCUCAAUUAUUUUCUGUUACGCCCCCCCCUAGCAAGAAGAAAACUAUUCGCGCCCCCCCCCCCCCCCUCCCCACCGUGACUAUCCUAACUUGUCUUGUAAGUCGUAAAAAGUUGCACUGUCGCAAACGUCACAGAAGUAACAAUGAGAGCGUCACUGCCCCCUGCUGGGAAAAUGCGCAAUUACACUUUAUUCUAGUACUGCCAAAAAAAAAGCCUGUUCCCCAGGGUCACACGCGCCCCCCCAGGUAUAGCACCGCGCCGCGCCCCACUAUUUGAGAAGCACUGUCCUAAAGGGUAGACACAUUUCUCUUGUUAGGAGACCCACUUACAUCGUCAAUGACUCCUGUACAUCUGUAACCGACAUAUGUUCACGAACGUAAAACAGGAAGUGGUAUUGCCUGAAAACGGCUUUCAAAAUAAAUCACCCUACCUCAUAUCAAAGCAUGGCUGAAUUAAAUAAAUAACGUGGAAAAUUCUUAACACAUACUGUAAUUAUGUUUUUAGAACAACUUUUAUUGUAUUUUUUUAUAACAAUGUACAAGUGUACAUACUGUAAAUAUGUUUUUAGAACUCUUUUAAUAUUCUAACAAUUUUUCUAUAACAAGGUACAACACUGUAAUAUAUCUAUUUAGAACUCUUAUUAUUACAACAUUUUUUUAUAAAAAGCUACAAGUCUACGCACUGCAAUUGUGUGGGCACUCCUUGCCUUCUGCUGGCGUGUGGGCAAGUUUUGUGCCAUAAUUCCUCAAUUUCUAAGUUUUAUUUUGACUUUUUUUUUUUUUAAUUUGGAAAAAAAAUCCGCGAUGUAGUGAAACCCCGAUAAACGAACCGCGAUGUAGCGAGGGAUUACUGUAUUUCAAACUACUUUGCUGUGGCUGUCGGCAUUUCUUUGGAAGGGAUUAAAUAAUUCAAUAUUCCUUUGUAUAAUUUGAAAUAAAUCCGUCAUUUUGUAAGUAAGUACCUUUUCGACGUGACGAGAACCGCAAAAGAAGAAAAAUAUUAAAAUUCCUAUCGCUCGCUCCUCUGACGUCAUAGUUCAAAGGGUAAACGCUACGGAAACUGCCUCCACAUGAGAAUAGUGGUUAGGUUAAUUUCAGAUGUGCUUUUAAAUUAAUACCGACGUGCAUCGACAUGGGGAAGCGUACGAAGCGCAAUAGUAACAACUGUGGGGAGGUGGCUGACAAAACAGCAAAGCAGCCGAGUGCAAAGAAACGGGAUGGUGAAGCUAAAAGAGACGCCAACCAAGGGGACCACCUUGAGCACAUCCAAGGAGAGGAUGGAAAAUAGCUCUUUGACAGCAAAAAAAAUUACGAGACAAGAAGUCCACGGUCGACGACAUUGCCAUCCCACGUUUCAAGCGAGGGAAGCGGGAAAGUGAGCUUCAGUUCAAUCAACGCAUGGAGAUGGAGUCAAAGCACGUCCUCUUCCUCACAAACAAUCAGGUGGAGAGGAAACCCGAGCUAAAUGAAGACAAACAGGAGAAGCCUGCCAACGGUGGAAGGUCAGACAAAAUGAAAGCGUAAGCAUUUCCGAACAGUGGCACUGCUACCUUGACUUACAAUUUCAGUAGCCACAAAAGUAAAGUAAAAAAAUACAUGGCGCAAUGAAGCUACUAUAAUACCCUCGCAUGCGGGCAAGAUCACCAGUCACUCAUGUAAAACGAAUCUGGUCGCAAACAUCUUUUUGGAGGCUAGAACCCAUAGAAGGCACUUUGAUGUUUGUUGCGCGUCACUUGUUGCCAUAGGUACAACAAACUGAAAUUACUGAAACGACAGCGGAAAAAGUUGGAGCGACAGGAGGUCCGAAUGGAAAAGGAAAUGUUCCAAGGUAAAUUGCAACUUAAGGGCAAUUUAGUAUUUUUUUCUUUUGUUUUGGGCCUGAUUAGUGCUUAUCUCUUCCUGAUAUCUGUCUGUUACCUCAACCCAAUGAUGAUUUCUACAAAGAUAGAAAAGGCCGUGUGAGUUUUUAACUUAACUUUCUGGAGUGGCCACCAGUAAGUCUCUACUAAAAGUAAGAUAAGUGCCAAGAUAAUGUGCCAAGCCAGCAACAGUCAGUUGUCAUGCUAACGAAAGGUAUGCUCUAGGGGUGUAACAAUACAUCGAUACACAUCGAUUAAUCGAUAUAAUGCUCUACGAUAUAUUGGUAUCGAUGCUAAACGUAAACAUCGAUUUAUAUCGCUGUGUUUGACCUCGGACAUUAGACGCGACUUUAUUUUGAAAUCCAGUUCAUUGUUGCUUGCUUCCUCUUUCCGGGAGCAGUGCGCCCGGCGUUGUUGUGUUGGGAGCAGAGCAGGCACGUGAAAGGGGAGGCGAUAGCUAGUAAGCGGCUCCUGGCCUGGUGCUACUAUGGCUAGUGACGAGGACAUUUGCUCCCCCUUAGGCUUAAAAUCGUUCGUUUGGAGGCACUUCGGAUUCCAGAAAAAAGAUGGAUCAACGGACAGCAAGAGGCGUGCUGUUUGCAAAUUCUGCCAUGCGGUGAUAAAAUACUCUGGGAACACCACAAAUCUCGCCGCACAUCUAAAAAAAAAACACGACAUCUCUCCCUCAAGCAGCGGCCGCGAAAACAACACAGACACGACGCCCUCCGUGAGCACAUUUUUCCCCCAAAUGCUAAGUAAAAACUCCAAACGAGCUAAAUCCAUCACUGCUGCAAUUUCAUAUCAUAUUUGUAAAGACUUGAGACCGUUUAGUAGCGUGGAGGGUGAGGGAUUUUCCGAGUUGAUGAAUACGCUAGAGCCCAGAUAUACAAUACCAUCGAGACAGUACUUUAGUGAAAGAUGUGUACCACGUCUAUAUACCCGUGUUAAAGCGGAGGUAUUACACGAACUAAAGGAAGCAGGACGGGUUGCUAUCACUGCAGAUGGAUGGACUUCUCGCUCAACUGAAGCCUACAUUACGGUCACUUGCCACUACAUUGAUACAGCAUGGACGCUGAAAAACUACGUGCUUCAGACUCGCGUUUUAAGUGACUCUCACACAGGACCGAACCUAGCCUCUGUCCUAAACGAAGCAUGUGAAGAAUGGCACAUUGCAGAUAAAAACCCAGCUCUUGUAACUGACAAUGCCAGGAACAUGACCGUAGCAGGAAUAGAGGCGCAUCUGUCACCGCACAUAAAAUGUUUUGGACAUACUAUCAACUUGGCAACUCAAAAAGGACUCAAAUGCAAUGAUGCUGCCUGUCUUUUAGGUAGAGUACGCCGUGUUGUGAGUUUUUUUCACCGCAGCACGCUGGCCAAUGCUGUGUUAAAAGAGAAACAAAAACUACUUGAUCUCCCACCACACAAACUCAUCCAAGAUGUCAUCACACGUUGGAACAGCUCGUUUGAUAUGGUGGAGCGUUUUUUGGAGCAACAGGCUGCUGUGUGUGCUGCACAGCUUGACCAAAAAAUCAGAAAGUCCAUGAAGAAUGAUUUACAAACACUAAAUGAAGAGGACAUGUCCACAGCUGAAGAAAUUAUACAGUUACUGAGGCCUGUGAAAACUGCAACUACAAUAAUGUGUGAGGAGGCACAACUAACUAUCUCAGUCAUUGCUCCACUGAAAAGUAAAUUGAUUGAACAUUUCAGUGUCUGUGAGGAUGACAUGCCACUGAUCAAAGAAAUGAAACAAACAAUGGCCAAAGAGCUCAAGCAUCGUUACACAGAUGUCCAAGAAGUAUUAAACACUGCAGCUGCCCUUGAUGCAAGAUUCAAGACCCUGCCCUUUCUGUGCAAAGAGGAGAGGGAUGCCACAUUCAAGAAUAUCAUAAAUGAGGCUGCACACUUGUGGGACCAAAAAGAAGACACACAGGCUCAUGAUGGCACUGCAAUGGAGGAAACUCACACAACACACCCAUCUGAAGAGGCAUGUGAUGAUGAGCUCCAUGCUUCAGAAUAUGUUCCUGUCUCAAAAAAAAACCAAAGCAAUGGAGGAUCUGUUUGGGGACACAUACACUGCUAGCAGCAACUUCGUGAAAACAUCCAAGCAGCUGGCAGAGAUGGAAGUAAAUAGAUACAAAGAGACUGAAUUAUUAACACUCAAAGGUAAUCUGUUAGAAUGGUGGGGAAGUCAUGAAAUGGAGUUUCCCCUCCUUGCAAAUCUAGCCAAAACCUAUCUCUGUAUUCCUGCAACAACCGUGCCCUCCGAGCGUGUAUUCAGCACUGCAGGUGACAUUGUCCGCUCAGAACGUAGUGUUUUGACACCUGAGCAUGUCGAUCACUUGAUUUUCUUGAAGAAGAACCUAACAAAGAACGCACUAUCAUAAAUUUCAAUGCACUAAGCAAACAUGUGACAAACUACUUUUGAUUUUUUACUACAUGUUUUAUUAUUGGCCAUAUUGAACAGUUCAAAGAGUAAACACCGUGUAAUGUUAAAAUUCUUUAUAAAGAGUUAUAAAUAAAAUUAAGUUAUUUUUGUUUCAUAGAAGAGUUAAAUGACAACAUACAUAUUUUAUGUAUAGUUCUCUGGUAUUGCAAAUGUUUUUUUUUGGCAUUUGGGUGCUCAAGGUGUAAUGUUUACUACUUUCAUUAUAAAGAACUUGUUUUUGUUUUGUUCAGUAAUGCACUUUAUCAUAAAUUUCAAUGCACUAAGCAAACAUGUGACAAACUACUUUUGAUUUUUUACUACAUGUUGUAUUAUUGGCCAUAUUGAACAGUUCAAAGACACCGUGUAAUGUUAAAAUUCUAUAUGAAGAGUUAUAAAUAAAAUUAAGUUAUUUUUGUUUCAUAGAAGAGUUAAAUGACAACAUAUUUUAUUUAUGUAUAGUUCUCUGGUAUUGCAACUGUUUUUUUUUGCAUUUGGGUGCUCAAGGUGUAAUGUUUACUACUUUCAUUAUAAAGAACUUGUUUUUGUUUUGUUCAGUAAUGCACUUUAUCAUAACUUUAUCAUAUCACUUUAUCUACUUUGUAUACUACUAAAUGUAAUUUCCUAAAUAAAGAGUUUGCAGUACCUUGUUGAUUUUGCGUAUGAAUUGUUAUAAAUCAGGAUAUUGUGCUUUUUUUUUUAUUUAGAAAAAAAAAAAAUCGAUCGUGGAGCACUAUAUCGCGAUAUAUCGUGAAUGAAUCGCAGCAGGCUUUAAGAUAUCGGCAAUAAUCGUAUCGUGAUUCUUAGUAUCGAUAUAAUAUCGUAUCGUGACAAAACCCGCGAUUUACACCCCUAGUAUGCUCUGCAUUUCCAUGAGAAAGAUGUACCGCUAGCCUCAAUUUUGAGUGAUUUCAAGCAUGUUAUUUAUUUAUUUUUUCUUCAAUCCCGUUGUUUGUUUUGACAGAAAAUAUCAAGAGACUUUUUAUGAAAACAUCUUUUUAAGUAUGGGGACAAAAAUGUAUUUCUUUCAUACAUGAGUGAGACAAAAGUGAGCCAGUAAAAGUUUGCUUUGUUGCCUCCUCCUCAGAUGACAUUGCGUUUGGCGAGGUUUCAACAGAGCCGCACGGGAAAUGUGACUUCAUCCCUCUGGAGCCACGGUAGAUUUUUUUUUUUGCAUUUUGUGGCAUCUCUUCGUCAAACAUGGAGAUGUCCUGUAGUGGCAAAAUUUCUUUCAUGGUUGCUUUCCGACCAAGGUUUGACAGUUUGUUUCUGCGUUUCAAGAUAAUUCGCUCAAAUUUACAUGUCGAUACAACACAUAAGGAGGUUCAAAUGAUAAAGCAAAAUGCACUUGAUCAUACAACUUAGUCUAAAGCGUUACUAAACAUUCCUCUGACCUAUUCAACCACCAAAAAAAAUCUUAAUCACUUUCUGAUAAAUUGGUUCUAACACGUCCGUCUUUCCGGCUAAACUGAGCGUGUGUGGUCUUUUCAGUUUGGCCAGUACAAAGGCGAUGGCAAGGGCGGCCUGAUGGGAAGUCUGGCAAACAUCUUCUCCUUGUUGAUGGAACGAAUUCGGAAGCGUGGCCUUCUGGGGCUCUACAAAGGCCUGGAGGCCAAGCUGCUUCAGACGGUGCUGACUGCUGCCCUCAUGUUUGUGGUGUACGAGAAGAUCACUGCCGCCACCUUCAAAAUGAUGGGCCUGCACAGGAAGCUCACGCACUGAGCUCCCAAUCCCGAUUGGAGAGGUGAAGGAGAUCAGUCAGAUCAAAUGUUCCAUUUGGUGGACUUCGUAACGUGCACUUUGGUUAAACCGACUAAUGAGAUGAAAUGACUCACGGCAAAUGAUGAAAAGGGCUUUUUGGGGUUGUUGACUUUUGAAUGGAAAGUCCUCAUGACUGUCAGUCAGUGACAUGACACGGGCUCCUAUCACUUGUUUACAUGACGGAAAAAAAAACACUUGGAUUUAUAUUUCCAGUCAUUAUUUUUACAAGUCAAGAAAUUAUCUUUUAAAAAAGUGGUUUGUACUGUUUUAGUGGUAAAAGUGGGUUAGUAAAAACAUUACAAUUUGA